Molecule: messenger RNA, 3681 nt
Organism: Malurus melanocephalus (red-backed fairy wren)
Lineage: Eukaryota; Metazoa; Chordata; Aves; Passeriformes; Maluridae
Gene: TRIM37
Product: tripartite motif containing 37
Exons: 25
Coding region: 180-3125 (981 amino acids)
Biological process (GO): protein autoubiquitination; negative regulation of centriole replication
Cellular component (GO): aggresome; peroxisome
Molecular function (GO): zinc ion binding; tumor necrosis factor receptor binding; ubiquitin protein ligase binding
Source: RefSeq, a predicted model, not a curated record
CGGGGCGGGGCGGCCGCKCUGCCGCGGUCACGGCCCGGCGGGUGCGCGGGGCCGGGGCCGGAGAGCGGAGCCCUCUCCUGAAAAUCCUGCUCCCGGAGCCUCCGCUCCUUUAUCCCCGGGCACGGAGAGAGAAGCCGGGGACAGCCGUCCCUGCUCCCGCCGCCGGCGGAGCCGCAGCCAUGGACGAGCAGAGCGUGGAGAGCAUUGCCGAGGUGUUCCGAUGUUUUAUUUGUAUGGAGAAGCUGCGGGAUGCCCGCCUGUGCCCUCAUUGCUCCAAGCUGUGCUGUUUCAGCUGUAUCCGGCGUUGGCUGACUGAACAAAGAGCUCAGUGCCCCCAUUGUAGAGCCCCCCUGCAGCUCCGAGAGCUCGUCAACUGUCGCUGGGCAGAGGAGGUCACACAGCAGCUGGACACACUUCAGCUCUGCAACCUCACAAAGCACGAAGAGAAUGAAAAGGACAAGUGUGAAAACCAUCAUGAAAAGCUGAGUGUUUUCUGCUGGACCUGCAAGAAGUGYAUCUGCCACCAGUGUGCACUUUGGGGAGGAAUGCAUGGAGGACAUACUUUUAAACCACUGGCAGAAAUCUACGAGCAGCACGUCACAAAAGUGAAYGAAGAAGUGGCAAAGCUUAGGAGGAGACUCAUGGAAUUGAUCAGUUUGGUGCAGGAAGUGGAGAGGAACGUGGAGGCCGUGCGCAGCGCCAAGGACGAGCGCGUGCGGGAGAUCCGCAACGCCGUGGAGAUGAUGAUCGCCCGCCUCGACACCCAGCUCAARAACAAGCUCAUCACUUUGAUGGGUCAAAAGACAUCACUCACUCAAGAAACSGAACUUCUGGAAACUCUGCUUCAAGAAGUAGAACAUCAGUUACGGUCCUGCAGCAAGAGUGAGCUGAUAUCCAAAAGUUCUGAGAUCCUGAUGAUGUUCCAGCAGGUCCAUCGGAAACCCAUGGCCUCGUUUGUCACCACUCCUGUCCCCCCWGACUUCACAAGUGAAUUGGUUCCAGCCUAUGACUCAACUACAUUUGUCUUGGAAAACUUCAGUACCCUGCGCCAGCGAGCAGAUCCYGUGUACAGCCCUCCCCUGCAGGUGUCAGGACUGUGCUGGAGAUUAAAAGUUUACCCGGAUGGAAAUGGAGUAGUUCGGGGCUAUUACCUGUCUGUGUUCCUGGAGCUGUCUGCUGGAUUGCCAGAGACAUCCAAGUACGAGUACCGUGUGGAAAUGGUCCACCAGUCCACCAAYGACCCCACCAAAAACAUCAUUCGUGAGUUUGCCUCUGAUUUUGAGGUUGGGGAAUGUUGGGGUUACAACAGAUUCUUCCGYCUGGACCUGCUGGCCAACGAGGGCUACCUGAACCGGCAGAACGACACCGUGAUCCUCAGGUUCCAAGUGCGUUCACCAACCUUCUUCCAAAAGUGYCGGGAUCAGCACUGGUACAUUGCUCAACUGGAAGCAGCUCAGACAAGUUAUAUCCAGCAAAUAAAUAAUCUGAAAGAAAGGCUCGCGAUCGAACUGUCCCGGACCCAGAAAUCCCGAGGGGUYUCCCCUCCAGACACUCACCUCAGUCCCCAGAAUGAUGAGGGCUCAGAAACAAGGUCCAAGAAACCUGGACAAAGCAUUGAGGCACUGCUGGAGAAUUUCACUGCUCCGGGAUUAGCACGGGAGAACAAGGAAGAGGAGGAAGAGAAGACUCAGCAGGAAGACUUCAAUCAGCACGAGCUCUCAGAUGGUGACCUGGAUAUGGAUCUUGUUGGAGAAGAUGAGGURAACCACCUUGAUGGCAGCAGCUCUUCAGCAAGUUCAACAGCAACCAGUAACACUGAAGAAAAUGAUAUUGAUGAAGAGACUAUGUCUGGAGAGAAUGAUGUGGAGUACAGCAGUACCAUGGAGCUGGAAGAUGGAGAUCUCAUGGAGGAUGCAGCAGCUGCUGCUACUCCUGGAGCAUCAGGUACCAGCCACAGCUACAGCAGUGCCAGUGGGAGACCCUCCCGAAGGGGAGCCAGUGCCCUGGGCUCCACAGCCAGCAGCAGCCUGCUGGACAUAGAUCCCUUAAUUUUGAUCCACUUGUUGGACCUGAAAGACAGAAAUGGCAUGGAAAACCUUUGGGGCCUUCAGCCACGUCCUCCUGCCUCGCUUCUGCAGAACAGAGCCUCAUCCUAUUCCCUGAAGGACCGGGACCAGCGGAGGCACCAGGCCAUGUGGAGGGUGCCCCCUGACCUGAAGAUGCUGAAAAGACUCAAAACCCAGAUGGCUGAAGUUCGAAGCAAAAUGUCAGAUGUGAAGAACCAGCUGUCUGAAGUGAGGAGCAGCAAUGCUGGCUCGGGAGAGGGACAGCCCAGCUUCUUCUCCAUCGAGCAGGGGGCUCUGGCUGCCUGUGGCACUGACAGCUGCAGCAAACUGCAGGAAAUAGGGAUGGAGCUCCUGACCAAGUCCUCAGUCACCAGCUGUUACAUCAGGAAUUCUGCCAGUAAGAAAAGCAGCUCAGCCAAGCCCCUUCGCUCGGGAGCAGCAGGGAGCCUGUCCCUGAGGAGAGCCAUGGACGGGGGAGAUGGCAACCUGCGCCUGAAGGGGGACAGCCACACUGCUGAGGGAGGCCUGGGGAGCUCCAAGCUCAGUGCUCGGCCCCACACUCGGGCCCUGGCCGGCCCCGGGGCCGCUGAGGCACUGCCAAAACCAGAGGAGAGACCCAGUGAGGGAUCAGAUUCUGAGGUGGGAGCUUCUGGCUUGAAUGGCUURGCUGCUGUGGAAAAGAACAGAAAAGUUGGUGCUGUGGGCUCAAACUCCAAGGGGUGUCGGACAGAAGGAGCCCAGUCUGGUGGCCUGGAGAGCAGCUCUGAGCCCGGGGAGCUGCAGGGGAUGGGUUCUGAAGGWGCCUCUGCAGGACCAGAGGAAGCCGGGGUGUGUCAGAAGCACGUCCUUCACCUGCUGCCAGGGAUGAGCAGUGACAGUGACAUCGAAUGUGACACGGAGAACGAGGAGCAGGAAGAUGCCACCUCUCCCUCGGAGGUGUUCAACCACGCCUUCUCCGUGCAGCCCUCCAGUGAAGAACGCUCCUCGGUGUUACCAGACGGGGAUCCAGCCAGUUCUGACGAUCUCAGCUUCGUCCCUGGAGAUGACAGCACCAGGUAGAGCGCGGGCUGGAGGCCUGAAGACCCACGGCUGCAUCCCUGUGAGAGGUGUGUGCRUUCCCUGGAGCUGAGGCGUGGCUGCUCCGUGCCUGUGUGCACUUCGUGGUUCUUCUGCGUUGUCUUAACCCUGUCCCCGRGGCACAGCGACCUUUGCAGCCUGGCACUGACAGCGUUCUCUGAGCUGUGGGGAUGUGCUGAGCCCUGUCCCGGGGGGAUGAGUGUCCUCACAACACCCCGAGUGUGUGACUGUCCUCGGGAGUGCCAGGGGUGGCUCCAGAGCUGGGGGGCAAACCGCCCCCGCUGCGAUUGUUCUCCCCAGUUGGUGACGUGGACCAACCACACCCAUUGCCAAACUCUUUGUUCGUUGCAUUUUGAGCUGCUAAACUCCUUGUGAAGCUCUCUGAGAGCUGAUGCCUGGGUAGUGACAAAGCAUGAGCCCUGUAAGUACCUACUGGUGUUGUCCUCGUGUGGCUGCCUGUGCCCUGGGUCCGUGUGAAUGUGCUCUACAACUCCUAGUUUUAAACUGUUUGCACUUUGUUAAUAAAAUGAAUGUUGAA